Messenger RNA from Thalassophryne amazonica, 2077 nucleotides. It is a transcript of the gene wbp2nl, whose product is annotated as WBP2 N-terminal like. Gene Ontology annotation, molecular function: transcription coactivator activity; chromatin DNA binding. NCBI's taxonomy places the organism in Eukaryota, Metazoa, Chordata, Actinopteri, Batrachoidiformes, Batrachoididae. Bases 98 to 961 code for a protein of 287 amino acids. The transcript is spliced from 8 exons. Gene Ontology annotation, biological process: positive regulation of DNA-templated transcription. The record is from RefSeq and is a predicted model, not a curated record. Gene Ontology annotation, cellular component: nucleus.
AAAUCACGAGUUUUCAGGUUUGUGAUGUAACGCGUGUGACGUUUGCGGGACAUUCCUGACAGACUGACAACAGCAGAGCACAAGACGCCUCCUAAACAUGGCUUUGAAUCGAAAUCAUUCCCAAAACGGUGGCGUUUUGAUAAAUAAUGGAGAAAGCAUCGUAAAGGAAUGUAAGAAUGUGGAGCUUUCAUUCAGUGAUGUCAGCUGCAAGACAGACUUGCUGAAGGGGACCAAGAAGGGCACUAUUUACCUCACACCAUACAGGUUGGUGUUUGUGUCCAGUAAUACCAAGGACUGUUUGGGUUCAGUCAUGUUCCCCUAUUAUCUGAUGAAGGGCUGCAGCAUUGAACAGCCAGUUUUUGGAGCUAACUACAUUAAAGGGACAGUGUCAGCAGAGCCUGGCGGUGGCUGGGAGGGAAAGGCCGACUUCAAGAUGUCAUUCCCUAGUGGGGGCGCCAUAGAGCUGGGACAGUAUCUUUUCAAACUGGCUACAAAUGCUUCCCGAGCUGCUCCUGCCCAUAAUGGAGCAACUUCUUAUGGCUAUCCUUCACCUGGAAUGAUGAAUGGUUACGGUCCUCCUCCACCUGCUCCGCAUGGUUACCCCUAUGCACCUCCUCCUCAGCAGAAUGGAUUCUACCAAGGUCCUCCUCCUCCUUCUGCUGCUGGCAACAUGGGUUACCCCUAUCCGACUGCUGCAGCAGGAAUGUACCCUGCUGGUUUUGACUACAUGGCCCCACCUCCACCUUACCCUGGGCCACCCCCAAAUUGGCCCUCACCUCCUCAGAAUUGGACAGCAGCAGCAACAGCCCCACCAGCAGCCCCAGGAGGUAAUGCCAAAGCAGCCGAAGCAGCCAGCAGUGCGUAUUACAAUCCCAGCAAUCCACACAACAUCUACAUGCCCAUGGAGCGGCCUCCACCGUAUGCACCUCAUCCAGAUUCCACUGAUAAGAAAAACAACUGAGGCUCAGGCACCAAGAUGUCACACUUUUCUCCAUCUGAUACGUAUUCUACGCAAGAGUAUUGCUCAUGAAUAACUAUUUAGUCAUGGAAUACAGAAAUGUAUAACUCAUAGAGGAUAAAUUAAUACUUUGGAUAGUGAAAUGUCUUAUAAAUCAACCACUUGUUAUAUACAGUUUUCUUUUUUUUUUUUUUGUCAUAAACAGACAACACACCUGUUUGAAUUUGUGGUGCUUCAGUAAGAGCAUAAUCUUUAUACCAGUUAAGCAUUCCACGAAGAAGAAUGUAGUGAAUGUAUUUUUUAAAAAAUGCAUUUAUUACCAAAACAUUUUCUAGCAAUGCAUUGUUUGCAGUUCAUGCAGUUUGUAACAAUACCAACUUCUUAUAUAAACAAUAUUUUUGCACCGUCACCGAAAAGCGCUGUGGUUCUCUGCGUUUUUACAUUGAGGGACUGUUGUCCACAACAUAAUAUUAAACUAGGUUAACUAGUCUAACAUAUUAUCACAGCCUCAUUAGGAAAAUGUGGAGCUUUUGUAUUUUUUCUUUUUCUUUAUUCAUUGACCAUUGCAAUCCAAACCACACGAAGUCCGCUGAGUUAUUUAAUUCACUGUAGGACACACAUGAAAAUAAUCAAUCUACAUGUUACAGUUUUACUUUUCUGAGUCACGGUGUUUGAGAAACGGGAUCAAAUAGUUCCUGUGUAACAGAAUAACGUGCAAUAACAAGGCUGCAACCUGAGCAACCUUCCUCUCUGCUCUUGCUUCUGCUGUAUCCAUGUAUGUAAAGCCAAGCUGAAACCACAACUUUGUGUAAUUACACUAGUGUGUGGAUACAGGGACACACCUUGAGGCCCGUCAGUGUUUUGCCUGCUGUUGCAAACAUUUACCUAAUUAUAUUAAAAUGAAGCAAACAGCACAACUAAUUGUAAAUUCCGCCACAUGCAUCAGAUAAAACCUGUAAGAGAGCACUUGCACAUAAGUAGACAGUUUUUUUUUUUUAAGGGUGGGCUGUGUUUUCGUUUGCCUAAAUUAAUCAGAUGUGUGUAUAUUAAUAUCUAAUUUGCAAUUCUUAUUCCUUGUGUCUGUCAAUUUAAAAAUUCUAAUAAAUGUGGAAUUGAUUA